This is a messenger RNA of Agrilus planipennis (emerald ash borer), 12168 nucleotides long. Its product is annotated as DNA-dependent protein kinase catalytic subunit-like. Lineage: Eukaryota; Metazoa; Arthropoda; Insecta; Coleoptera; Buprestidae. Gene Ontology annotation, molecular function: protein binding; DNA-dependent protein kinase activity. Gene Ontology annotation, cellular component: nucleus. The coding region runs from base 101 to 11437 and encodes 3778 amino acids. The transcript is spliced from 18 exons. Gene Ontology annotation, biological process: double-strand break repair via nonhomologous end joining; intrinsic apoptotic signaling pathway in response to DNA damage; telomere maintenance. The record is from RefSeq and is a predicted model, not a curated record.
UGUCAGCUGUUUUGUACAAUUUUUUGGUUAUGUUUGUUUGAUUAUUUGUUUACGGCGAUUUGAAGUUCAUAUGAAGAGUAUUAUUUCUUGGUAAAUAGAAAUGGAUGAAGACGUACAAAACUUUGGAAACAAUUUGGCGAUAUGUGUAAAACAAAAGAAAUACAUGUUUGCUGCAGAUUUAAUUGGGCAUGUAUUAAAACAGUUUUCAGAUGGACAACUUCCCUUAACUGUUAUUGAUUUCCAUUUAGUUAAUAUCUUCAACAAAAGUGAUGGUCUAUUAAAAUUCAUAGAAAAUGUUAUAUGCAUUGAACAAUUUCGCCCUGCUCUCGUACAUUCCUUAAAACUUUUAUCUAUAAUAAUAAAUACCAUGGGUCAGAGAAUCAAGAAAAAUGCAGUUGAUGUGGUGACAGUGUGUCAGAAAAUUAUUACUUCUAAUGCAAGAUCAGAUGACAAAUUUUCUGCUUUAAUAAUAAUAGAAUGUAUAAUUGAACAGCAUUUGAUUAAUCAUGAUGUUGUUAUUGAAUUGUACAAUGAUUUAUGUAAAAGCUUUGAAUUAAAAAGAACCUCAAAAGGUAUAAGUAAUAUUCCAAUUGUCUUCUAUGUAUUCUUUUGUGUUUAUAUUUUAGUGGAGUCCCAGAUAGCCAUUGUUUUGGGUACCAUUAUGAAACAUUUUAAUAAUGUGUUUGAUUGUAACAGUUUUUUUGAAAAACUAAUAAAAAACAUUGAAUAUGAAUUGUAUGCAUGUGAAAAUCAAAAGACUGCCACUUUAAAAGCAACAGAGGGUUGUAUGGUUGGAUUAUCAAAAGCUUUGGAAAGUUGUAGUACAGAAAUUAUCCCAGAAAGGAAACAGAAAUUGUUAGAUUGCCUAGAAUCAUUAGUCAAAUCUACUAAUGCUAAAAUAAAAGUUGCAUUCAGAGCCGCUUUAAAUCUUUUGAAAAUGCACAUGAAUCUUUUUGCCAAAGAAAUUUAUGUUCGUUAUAAGGAGUGGUACAAAUAUUUUAUGCACUGGCUGCAGUCAGAAACAGGAGAGAAUAAGAAAGCUGGUUUUAACGUUCUUUUAGAAUUUUACAAUGAAAUGGGAAAGGUUGCAUGUGAAUCUAAUAAUGGUGGCGAAGUUGCCAAGUUUCUUGUAAACCCUUGCCUUAAAAAACUGUCUAAUCAGGACGAGACUUAUGUAGUACAUUUAAGUAUACGAGGUGUGGGCUACUUUGCAAGAGCAAUUUAUAUCCAUUUACGAGAAAAAUUCGACGGCAUUCUGGCCCUCAUGUCACAGAAGAUGGAAGAACAGUUUUUUAUCCAAGAAACACCCGAGACUCCCAUCAACUUAGAGUUUCUUCCCGACUACAUAUUUUCGAUCGGUUCCAUGGUCAGUCUGCUUAAAGACUUAACCGACUCACAAAUGUCUGUAAUAUACAAGUCGUCGAUUUUUAUGAUUCAGAUGUUCCCUAAAAUUCCUUCUCACCAUCGUUUUGUAGUAGUUGACGCAAUUGUUUCUUUAAUAUGCAAUCUAAAUGUGAAUAAUAAAAAAAUGCUUUGCAAUUAUCUACAAGUUGUCCUAUAUCAAGGUAUUUUAUGGACUUGUUCACAUGAAAUCGAAGCUGAUGCAGAAGUAGUUAAAGACAAUAUAAACAUCAUCACUUACAAGUCUUAUAUGCAAUUGUGGAACGGCUUACUGAACCUCAGACAACGAUAUUUAGACGCAGAAGAGACGAAAGUCCUCAAACGAGAAAUUUUCGAUGAGCUGAUACGAAAUUUGUUGGUUCUAAUCAAUAAACUCGACCUAGGAACUGUAGUAAAGAAAAAUGAAGAUAUGAUAACGACAGCGACCGAUCUGGAAACUAUUUUUGAACCUGUCAAAGUUGCUGACAUUAUCAUCUUUGUGAACAUUGCUGACCUUUACAGAGACAUUUUUAUAUUGGUUAAGAAACAGGAUCCUGCAAUGUUCAGAAAAUGGAUCCCUGCAUUCGUUGAUAACGUCAUCAAAAAGUCCCAGCACUAUCCUUUGUGUAGCGGCUUCUAUAAAUUGCUCACAGCCUGUUUAAAAUUGAGCACAUCUUUGAGAUACUUCACCAAAGCACGAAUCGAAAAGUACGAGUAUGUACGAUCUACUUACGAAUCGAUUUACAGUUUCAUCCAAGACAUUUUGCAAAAAGUAAGCCAUUUAAAGGAAGACCUUUUGAUAUCAUGUCUCGAACUCUUGAUGAGCAUUCCUGAAGCUAUGGUUAAGAACAUUUUACCCCAAGCAGUCCCAGCUUUCACGUCACUUUUCAAUGUAGGAAGGAGUUAUUUGAAACUAGCUCAUUUAGCAAUUGAUACAUUGGAAGAAUGGUUCAUACUUCUCCCCAUUAACGACUUUAAACCGUUCUUAGAAGAAAUAGUCCCUGAAUUAGAUUCAUAUCUUGAAAGUCAUUCGUUGAAUGAAAAGAACUUAAUUGUAGACUCUACCAAGUUUAAGACGAGAAAAACCGAAAGAGCUGUAAUGAAACGUAAAGUGUUUAUUGAAAGUGAAUCAGAAUUGUUAGAACUUCAGUACAAAAUUAUGGUUUUCUUGGGAAAACUUGAUACAAAUAUCUGUUACAAAUUUGUAAGUUCUAAGAACACACUUGAGCCUGUGGUUUGGGGUAAAAACUGUCAUCUAAAGGUGACGCUACCUUUUGAAGACGCCGAUAUCGAUAUAGGUCUUGAGAAAUUCGUGCCUCACGUACUGAAUAUUGCCCUUCAUUCUAGUAAUAGAAAAAGUAGGGUCACAGCUUGUGAACUGCUUCAUGCAAUAGUUCUGAAUUUACUCGGAGUCAGUAAAGCGGCAAGCGAUGAAGAUCUGAAUGAUAUAAAUCUCGUGUUAAAAAAGAUAUUUGUUCCUUUACUUCAAUUGGCUUGUGACGUGGACGGAGUUGUAAGACAAAUUUUCGAACCGUUUGUUCUUCAACUGAUGCAUUGGUACUCGCAUCCAUCCCAGAAGGAAGGAGAACAAGCUGAAAUCGUGAAGAAUGGACUGAUGGAAGCCAUUACUAAUACCUCGAAUUCGUCUCUGAGAGAUUUCGCCGGAAUUUGCGUUAGGGAGUAUUUAGCUUGGACGAAACGCCAAUCAAAAGACCAAAGAUCAAUGGGAAUCGAAUUCUGGAUCUGUAAAAUAAAGACCUUUAGUCGACAUCCCGAUUUGUUUAAAAGAACCGGCGCCGUUCUCCUCUUUAACAGUACUUAUACUGAACUUCGUGAAAAUUCCGAGAUAUUUAAUAUUUAUUGGUUCGAAAUCCUAGAUUCUUUAGUCACGAAUCUUUCUUUAAUGAACAAAACCAUCUCAUUAGAAGACAGCCUAUUACAGCAAGCAUUCUCCGCUUUGGAUCAUGUUAAACGUGGUCUAGUAGAAAAAUCAGAUCGUUUCAACUCCUCAAAUCCUGAUCGUAUAGUCCCGAGCAGUUUUGGUGGAGACACCCUCAAGGACGUGGCAAUUUGGAGUUUAACCCAAACUGGAUCAUUAUCACCUCACUGCAGACAAAAGUGUAUGGAUUUGUUUUGCAAAAUUGCACCAAAAGUAAAAGAUUGUAGAAAUUUGAAAGAAUUCUGCAAUAAAUUUAUUGACGACUCAAACUGGAUUCUAAAGACUUAUCAUUUACGGUCACUCAGCCCAGAAAGUUUUGAGAACGAUAUAUUCAAAUGGAUGUGCUACUUCUUGUGUGCAAUCGAUGGGUACAAGUUUAUUAUCGACAAUGACAUAUUAUCCCCAAAAACCGCUUUUGAAAACAAAGAGUUCUUAGAAAGUGUUGGGUUUUUCUUAUCAAAUGUACAGGAAAAAACACUUGAAAAUUUCAAGGAAAAUUGUACGGUCACAUCCGCUGAUAAGCAGACAUUUAAAACAUUGAAAUCCCAAAUUAUCAAUAAACUGGUAGCGUUGUUUAGUUCGAUUCUAUCCAAGAAAUAUCAUAUUGAAUGUAUUGACAUUUGGAAGCAACCAUCAACAUGGAACUUUAUCAAAAAUUGUGUGUUUAUGCCGUAUGUGCUGGGAAUAGAAAUGACGAAAGCUGACGAAUUUGGCAACGAAGUGGUGACGUUAUUAAAUUUACUAAAUGCAAAUUUAACACCAAACACUGGGAAAGAAAAUAUUCAAAAUACGCUUCGUGAAUACAUAAUACAAACAUUAAAAGAUGAAGUGGAUUUAAAGGCUGUGUCAGUACCGUAUCAGCAAAGAUUAGCCUUAAAAGGGAUGCUGUUGUUACAGAAAACAAAUUUUGCUAAAGAAAUGAAUUUAGGUGAUCUUUUUUCGCGAACAAUUCCUGACUUAUUUGCCAAAAUAGUCAAGACAAGUCCCAGUCCAAUUUUCAUCAAGUUAAUCAAGCCAGUAAACGAAUUUUACGACAUGAAAUUACAACUGGCACUUGAGAAUAAUAAAAAUGAAAUUCAUUUAGUUAUAAAGUGUAUCGUCUCCGAAGAGAUGGUGACCUAUGAAGGUACUAAUACGAAGUCCAAAAAAGGAGUUUUGUUCUUUAGAACAUUCAAAGAUACUCUGUCGAAAGUUAUCGUUCAAAACUUCUCAUAUUUUAUGGAAAUAUUGUGUAAAAAUCCACCUGAAGAUAUCUACUAUUUUAACACGGAAAUAAUACCCUACGUUAAAAAAUAUUGUAAGGAAAGGAGUAUUGUGAAAACAAUUAUAACAAAAAUGGUGGAGAGUGUAGACACCAUGUCUACUUUUUUCAACGUCGAUUCGGCUUCUAAAAAGAAGGCUUUAGACUUUAUAAGUAAAUUAAUGACUCUAACCGACGUUCCACGAAUAAUUGGACAUGGUAAUGAAAAGUUAUACUUAUUGAUAAUCGACUUGUUUACAAUCACUGAUCAGUCUUGGAAUACCGUUCAAUCUUUGGAAUUCAUCGGGCAAAUAAUUGAGUUACUACCAUGUGUUACAGAACCACAGGAUGAUUUACAACCUGAUUUGUUAUCAUCUCUGUCAUCAGUACAUAAAAAAUACUUCGUUACCAAAACGUCUUCUGUAAAGCCUACUAUUCAAGUGAUAAUAAAAAAAGUGUUUGAUUGCCUUAAAAAUUCAAAGUCUCUAACAAUUUUAAGUUUCUGUUUGGACUUGUACGUUACAGAACAUGAUUAUCUGAAAGACAUUCCAGUACAGAAAAUAAUAAAACAUUUCAUGAGAGGUCAAAACAUCGACUUCCAAUUGAACGCUCUUAAUUUUGUGUGGAAAGAAUGCACGACUACAACGAAAUAUUCGAAUCACGAUCGCUACAUUUUGAUUCGUGAUAUUCUAACAUUGGCCUUAAGGUACUCGUUGUAUCCGGCAUUCGAACGUUUUAAUGAAGAAAUUAUCAACGAUAUUUACAAAAAACUGAAAACCAAAAAUGAUCCUCAAUAUUUUGCGUGCAAUAAAGUUGUUGAUAGGACUAUUUAUUUUAUCGCAAUUGAAAUAUUAUUUUGUCGUAUUGAUGUCAACAAAAUGACCAACAAUACCUGCCCCAUUAACGCUGCUGUCUUUAGUGAUGGGAAAAACGGGAAGCAGUUGCUUCGAGAACUCACCAAAAUUUCUCUCGAUGCAGGCAAAGAAAAAUUGCAAGAAGAUUUUUCUGAUGAUAGCAAUUACAAAGAAUUCUUUCGUCUGUAUCAUUGCCAUUCAUACAACGCCACUAUUUCAUUGAUAGCAAAUACCCAAGACAGCAUUGAUUAUUACACGUUGUUGUUCCCAAAGGAUAAAGACGGGGAUGAUAUACGAUGGAUUAAAUUAAUUGAUACGACAAAGAAAUACAAAUUUAGCAUCGAUUUUGAUAAAGUGCCCGACAGGAAGAAGAAAAUUUUAAAUAUACGAUCCAGUACUGAACAAAACAGUCCCAAUAAAGACGGGUUUAAUUACUUGCAAUCCCAGAGACUAUUUGAAAGUACUUUAAGUGAAGAUAUUUCUAAAUACGACUUUACCCAUUCAAUUAUACAAUCGCAGGUGGACGAUGAGUUAUUAGAAGACAUAGAAGAUUCCAGGAACAAUUUUCUUCAAUUCGAUGCUCUUGAUUUUAAUGAGCACGAGUGUAUGGUGACGAUUUGUGGUCUUCUGAGACAUUUGGUGGACAGUAAUAUCUCACCACUUCCAGAAGAAGGAAUCAAUGAAGAGGAUGUUGAACUCCCACAGUGGGCAGAUGCUUUUAGAAAAACUUUGUUGAACGAAAAAGUCCCAGAUAAUUUGAAAUUGUUUUUAUUGAAAAUAAUUGAAAAUGUUGAGGACAUUUUUAGGCCCCUUGCCAAGUGGUUUUUAGAACCCAUUAUGCAGAUUAUUGUGGAUGGUCGUGCCGGUGAAGAAAUUAAUUAUUUCGUUGCUGAUUUGGUUAUGGUUUUACUCUCGUGGUCACCAAUUGCCAUUCCUGUGGACAACGAGUUGACAAAGAAGUUGUUAAUAUUACUCAUACAAAACGUAAACACGUCAAGAAAGGCAUUAAUGAAAGAAGACAUCAACCUCAUUAAGCUUUUUGUGGAAAAAUGGCGGAAUAUUAUCGAGGUUCCUCACAAAGAACUGUUGAAAAUCUUGGAAUCUGCCAGAGAAAGAAUAAAUGUUGUGAUCGGUAUUCAUUUAACAGCAAUCUUCUUAGUAAACGGUCUGGAACCGUGGGAUACAGGAACUGUGUCCUCCUUUUUGAAACUCUUUUUGUCCAAAUUAAAAUCUGACUAUCAAGAAGUUUACUCACCAGGGGCUGAAACUGUAGGAAUGAUAUUGAAGUACCUGCAAGAAAAUUCUACUGAUAUUGUCGACUUACCCUUAAAAAUAGUCGAAGACCAUAUAAAGCUACUUCCAAAAAACAAUUUGCUACACGUUUUAGUUAAGAUGACUUCUUAUUGUCCUUCAGUAGUCGACAGUUUUAUAAACCAGUAUAUUAAUCUGAUAAACGUCGAGCAAACAUUUACUUUUAAAGUGCAGGUCUUGAAGAUUGCUUUGGCCAAUCCAGAAUUGACCACUACAUCAUUUGGCUUCAAGUUGGUAGAUUUUGAAGCUCUACUUACAUGUCCGGACCUCGAAGUGCAGAUCCUUACAUUGAAACUGUUAGGAAAAGUAUAUCAAACAAUAGACCUAAAUAAAAUGCCUAAUAUACUCAAGAAAGCUUCUCAGUUUGUGCAAAGUUCCAGUGACCAAUGUCGCGAGAACAUGUACCAAUUUAUCAUGAACAUGUAUAAUUCAAUUUCGGACCAUGAAAUUCUCCAAUUAUGUACAUCUAUACUUCUCAAAGGACUUGUGGAUCCAAAUGAGGACAUCCAAAAUAAGAUAUACGAAUUUUGGAACGAGUUACAGACAUCCAAUACACUCACAGACCGUUUGGUAUUCCUAUUGAGUGAACUUUUUGUACCUGGAGACCUUGAAGAUCAUUUUUUGGGUUAUUGCUGUGCUCUCAUCAUCAGUUUGAGUCAAAAGCAAAAGGAAUUCACAAAAGAGAUGUUUCAACACGAAUUGAAAAAGUGCGUUCGUGAAGAUUAUAAAAUUGUUAACUGCUGGAGAGCCCAACAUACUUCUUUUGCCCCAUUAUUCGCUAGCACUUUAAGGUCACAACAAUCGCAAUGGUCUCAGGCUAUGUCAAGUUCAGACGUCUUAUUAGCAACCCAAACUAAUCUGUCUUUUAUUCCAACUCAAAUGCUGAACACAAACAUUUCUGCAGAAGAAACUAAACCUGGUCCAUCUUCAAGUAGUUUUUCUAUUUCGUUGAAUCCUGAUGAUGCAGGGAUGCCGAUUUCUUCUGGGAAUAAUACUAAUGCACAGAAGAGAAGUACGAUUCGCAAAAGACGAAUUUGUAGUAAUAAAGAAAUGAUCAGUAAGAUUUCUGCAAACUAUCAGGUGUUCAAACAUGAAAAGAUCAUGGAAAAGAGAAAGGAUGUGGUGAAAGAACGAGAGAAAAAUGUUUCUAUUUAUAGGAGUUACAGAAAAGGUGAUUUCCCGGACGUACAAAUACGAUUGUCUGAAUUGUUUAUUCCAAUGCAAACGUUAGCGAAGACUGACUCAUAUAUAGCCAGACAACUUUUUAAUUCAAUUCUGAACAAUUUUGUGAUGCAUCACAAGGAAGGUGACAAUACACUGACAACAAAUUUGUCGUCAAAAAUAAACAAAAUACUAGAAAGUUCUACUGGCUUAGUACCCAAUUUGGUGGGUGCUUUAAUGGAUUUUACUUUGUCGAAUAAAAAUUUGAUUCAACUAAAACCAGAAACUGUUUCAUCUGUGGCUUUAUCCAGUAGCUUAUAUUCAAUAGGAAGUUUACUAUUAGAAGAGUAUUUGAUACAUUUAGAUUUUUCCGAAGGAUCUUCUAAAAGGAAGCCUGGUGAAGAAAGCGAGGAAAGCAAGUACUGGUUGAAAAUAGCCGAAUUGGCUAAAGAAAUGGGCGAUUGGGAUGUUGUUCGAUCAAUAUUUCUAGACAAAAUAAAGUGCAAUGAAAGCGUGGUGAACGCAAUUACUGCAGAAUCGACUUCCCAAUGGAAACAAGCCGUGGAAUACUACAAAUCAGCAAUCGAAACUGAUUUGUCUUAUCAACGGCAAGAAUUCUAUUACGAAUCUUGCUUCAAAUGUCUCGUUAAUUUAGGACAUUGGGAGGUUUUGGCUCAACAGGUUGCAGACUUUGCAGAAAGCGAAAGUACAGACGUCUGGCAAGUUCUUUGGACCAACGAAAACUACCAAAAGAAGUUAUUGCCCUGGUACAUAAAAGCAGAAGUCAACAAAAUCCUAGAACACUCGAACGAUAACCAUAACAUCGUCUCUUGUCUUAAUAUGUCAUUAAAAGACCCGUUGCAAUCGAAUGUUUUGAAGACCGAUUUUGGAGAAGAAUUGGCUAUAAUGUUCCUCAUAGCAAACGAACUUGAUACCACAAAACAAUACAUUAGCUGCAAGUUUAACAGUUUCUUAGGAAAUUGGGUGAAUAUUAACCGUUUAUUCACACAACAGAAGAUCGAUAAGCUUCUAAACGUUAGAAACGCCGUAGACAUAAACAAUUUCACAAAGAAAAUCGAAAAAAUGUCGAUAAUGAAUUAUCAAGAAUGUGUUGACGAUUUGAUCUCUGUUUGGGGGAAGUCUAACGAAAACGGUCCUUCUGCCAUAUUAAACGAAGUCAAGCUUUUGUACAGGCAAAAUUUUAUAGAAAAGUUACUCGAGAAAAUUCGAGAUAUCGUAAUGGACGAGGAAGAACAAAAUUCAAUGGUUUGUAAAUUGGAAACAUUCAAAUACGAUCUCCAUUUAAACUUCAUAAAGCUUUUUGCAAAGCUUAACAACCCCGAUCUGGCGUAUAAGUAUGUUGCAGAAUAUGUGUCCAAAAGGGAGGAGAACGAUAUUCGGUGGUACCUCCAGUUUGCCUCUCUUGCUUUUAGGAGGAUUGGAACUUUGGAGGACCAAGGUGAAAAAGUUUCCAAAUAUGUUCAAGUUUGGAAGGAACUAGCCGAAUGUGUUAACGUAAAUAGAGAAUCAGAGUAUUUACUGGAAGUAAUUGAAGUCAAUCAAUUGAUGUUCGACAUUUCAAACGAACUGACCGUAUGUUUACAAGACAACGAAUCUCUACUUCAUGAAAACACAGAUCAGUUGUCAGAACUAUUCAACGGGCAAACGAUUAAUCGAUCAGAAGAUAUUUCACUACUUGCCCAUAAAAAGUUUUUAGACAUUUUGAAUGAAUAUUACUAUGAAAAGAAUAAUCUUGAAGUAGACACCAAAAUUCUUGACUGUGUCGGUCAGGCUUUUGUAAAACUUGCAUAUUAUUAUCAAGAAAAAGGUGACAUUUCCGGUUUUAUUCAGUCAGUUCUUAAAGCUAUGAAACUGGGCUCAUUCGAAGGGAGACAAUUAUUUCCCUGCAUACUUACAGUUUCAGACUUGGGCUCUACUUAUAAGGAAUUAUUUAUUAAAGAGGUAAGUAAUGAUAAUGUGGAAUUAGGUUUUACUUGUAACGACGAAAACGGACUAAAAGAAUCGUUAAAAAAAGUGAUAGAGGAUUUUUUUCCUAACAACAUAAACUUCAAGUCACCUACGAGUAUGCAAGGACACAUUUAUAAAAGUAUUGAAAAAUAUCGCGAGAAACUUAAUAAGUUGCUGAACAAGAAAUUCGAUCUAACGACCUGUAAGAAAGAAUUGUUGGCAAUUGUAAAUGAAUGUUCAUCGUCUACUUCCAAAAGUGAAAUACAACCUUCGUUGGAAGAUCUCUGCCCGUGGCUUUACAAUUUCAAGCCCCACGAUGACCAAGAAAUCGAAAUACCAGGUCAAUAUAAAGGAGACAAAUUACCUUUACCCCAGUAUCACGUAAAAAUUGUUGGUUUCGCUCCUGAGAUUAAUGUCAUGAAAUCAAUUCGAAAACCCAUCAAGAUUUCCAUAUUGGGGUAUGAUGCUAAAGAAUAUCCAUUUUUGGUUAAAGCUGGUGAAGAUUUACGACAGGAUCAAAGAAUAGAACAGCUAUUCUGCUUAAUGAACAACGUUUUAAUUUCUGAUACUAACUGUAACCAACGGCAAUUGCGUAUUCAAACGUAUGAAGUAAUCCCUUUGACUGAUUCAUUAGGGCUUAUACAAUGGGUUAAGCACACUGUAGGUUUGGGAGAUUUCAUGAAAGAAGUAUUUGACAAGGACAACAGCAUCUGUGAAAGUGUAUCUAACAAAUAUGCUUCAUGGAUUCAAUCUGUGAGUCGAAAAAAGCUCUCUAUUGUUCAACAGUAUGGGACUGUAUCGAUGGAGUUUAGUAGGGACAAGACCAUAAAGAAUUACAGAAACCUCGUUUCUAGUAUUCCUUGGGACUGUCUCAGGCAAGCUUUUUGGAACAUCAGUAUCGAUUCAGAGAGCUUUUUUGCCCUAAGACACACCUUCGCAGUCAGUUACUCUGUAAUGUGUAUAGCCCAAUGGAUUCUCGGCAUAGGAGACCGUCAUCUUAGUAACACGAAAAUUUCUUUGGAAAAUGGCCAUCCUCUUGGCAUUGAUUUUGGUUGUGCUUUCGGUGUCGGUACUCAAAUCCUCGGUGUUCCUGAGCUUAUACCGUUUCGCCUGACACCUCACAUAGUGAACCUCCUCAAACCUUUAGACUGUCAUGGUUUAUUCCAGGAAACGAUGAUCCAUUCCCUGAGAGCUUUUCGUAAAAAUAGACAAGUCCUCCUCGCAACAAUGUCAGUCUUCCUUAAGGAACCUUCCCUGGAGUGGUUGGAUUAUGCCAAGAAUUCUGAACUCAAGAACGAUAGCGAGACGUGGUAUCCCGAACAGAAGAUUUUGCACUGUCGUGAAAAACUAGAAGGAGUUAAUCCAGCAAAAAUAAUGAUUGAAGAAUUGCAAGCAGGAAAUUCACCGUUUGUAGAAGGAUUUAUAGACUUGGUAAAAGGUGAUCCUCAAUAUAAUGUGAGGGCAACAACAACAACCACUGGAAAUAAACUAAGCGAAGAGGAUCAGGUCAAGUGUCUCAUUGAUCAGGCUACUGAUGAGAAUAUUUUAGGAAGACAGUGGCUGGGGCUGGAAAUGUGGAUUUAAGUUAAUAGAAGGUAUUUAUUUAUAAAUGCUUUAAUGCUUAUCCCCAAAACUCUUAGUAUGAAUUAAAGGAUGUGUGUGUGAAUUCUUUUUAAUAAAAUUUUUACCCAAUGAUUAGAAAUAAGCAAAUGUAAUCAUGCUGACAUUUUGAUUGACUUUUAAAUUUCACCAAUGAUCAGGCUUAUUAUGAGGAGACCCUAAAUUCCAAUAUGAGAAAAUCCCACUCAUAUAUUUCAUUAUUAGCACAAAAAAUAACAUGAAACAAUAAUUUCAAAAAGUGAAUGUCUUACUUUAACAGUAUUGGAUUAAAGUCAAAAUAGCAGUGUUCCCUUUUAGUAUAAUUUAUAUCAGAAAAAUUGGUGUAGAGACAAGUGUCCAGGAAAAAUAACAAUAAUGUUCCAGGAAAAGUAAGGAAUAUCUUUUUUCCUAAGCAGUACUGCAAGGUAAAGCAAUGUUUGAAUAUGCAGUUAGUUUAUAAAAAAAUAUUUCAAACAAGUAUUAAACCAGACUUAUUGAGCUGGUCCAAUAUGAAAGUCAGGGUAUUUGUAUAAGUGGAGCAGUAUGUCAGUCCCCAAAGAGCCGUUUUUUUAAACACAUCUAGUGUAAAUUAAACCAUUUACUAAUAUUUUUGUAAUAUUGCAUGUCUUCUGUUAACAUUUUCACAUUUUUUUCUUGCUAAGAUAAUAGUACAAAUAAGGUAGUUUAGGAAUUUCAAACGUAUUUUAUUACAUAUA